AUGUCGGACUCCCCACAACUCCUCCCAGUCGCAGAUCUUCCACCCGACCACUUGGCGCCGGUGAAACAGGCCAUAAGCCGUCUGUUCUCAUCAGAUCUGGGAUUCAUCACCUUCGCCCAGAUAGCCGACGGCUGUCCGAUUCAAAGCACUUACCAGGAAUAUUAUGGGCAUUUCCGUGCGGACUUUGAAAAUAAUCGAGAACCAAGCCCCGAUGCCAAAAGGGUGAUUCGGGAGCUUCAGCAGACCUUCUUGGUGGAGGACCUGCAGCUGGAAGCCAACGUAGAUAAGCCCUUCCUUCAUCUCUUUCCCCGCACUGCGCCAGAAAUCGGGUAUUGA
This is a messenger RNA of Penicillium macrosclerotiorum, 336 nucleotides long. RefSeq lists its product as uncharacterized. The coding region runs from base 1 to 336 and encodes 111 amino acids. Lineage: Eukaryota; Fungi; Ascomycota; Eurotiomycetes; Eurotiales; Aspergillaceae. The record is from RefSeq and is a predicted model, not a curated record. The transcript has a single exon.